AUGGAUACUCCAUCCUCUGGCACAACAACACCAGUCGAUCUAGAACACGGCUACGGCCAGAUCCGCAAACGACUCACAGUCACCUUCCGCAACCUGAACGUCCGAGUUACAGCACCAGAUGCUGCUUUAGGAAGCACGCUGUGGUCAGAGGUGGACCCGCGACAGCUGGGGGGACUGCUGAAGCGCGGCGACCGCCCGAAAAGGACGAUCCUUAAGGAUGUUGCAGGUCAGGUAAAACCAGGGGAGAUGCUUCUUGUAUUGGGCCGUCCAGGCUCCGGAUGCACUUCCCUCCUUCGAGUCCUCUCCAAUGAUCGUGACAGUUUCGAUGAAGUCACGGGCGAAACUAACUAUGGAAGCAUGGAUCACAAAGCUGCCAAAAAGUUCCACGAUGUCCACUUCCCAAGCCUUACCGUCAACCGUACAAUGAAAUUCGCUCUUCGGAACAAGAUCCCCAAUGAGCGGCCAGAGCAUCUGAGAAACCGCAAGGACUUUGUGCAGAACCAGCGUGACGAUAUCCUUGGGUCGCUUGGAAUUGGACACACGAAGAAGAACUUGGUGGGAAACGAGUACAUCAGAGGUGUAUCAGGAGGCGAACGUAAGCGCGUUUCGCUUGCCGAGGUCCUGGCUGGGCAAAGUCCAGUCCAAAUGUGGGACAAUCCCACUCGGGGAUUGGACUCAAAAUCAGCGGUGGAAUUUGCUCGAAUGCUCAGACGCGAAGCGAAUCGAAACGACAAGACAAUUAUUACCACUACAUACCAAGCCGGCAAUGGAAUUUAUGACCAGUUCGACAAAGUCCUUGUUCUGGCUGAAGGCUGUGUCACUUACUAUGGCCCUCGUCAUAUUGCAAGGAAAUACUUCGAAGAUCUAGGAUUCAUCUGCCCCAACGGUGCCAAUAUUGCAGACUUCCUUACUUCAGUCACUGUUGUUACCGAACGCACAGUCCGGCCCGGAUGGGAAGAAAAGGUGCCUAAUACACCCGAGGACUUCGAGAACUGCUAUCAAAACAGUUCUAUCUGCAAAGAACAAAUGAGAUCUAUUGUGGACCCCGGGAAGCUGAGCUACGAAGUUGAAGACCUUAACCUGGCGGUAUCCAGUGAAAAGCGCAAACAGCAUAUUCCUCGGAACAGCAGUGUUUAUACAGCGAAUCUCUGGGACCAGAUUGCCGCUUGUGCUCUCCGCCAGUUCCAGGUUAUCUGGGGUGAUAAGCUCUCGCUAUUCGUGAAGGUUGGGUCAGCUAUCAUCCAGGCCCUGAAGCGAUUCGGAUUUUACCGGCCAACAGCCUUCGCCAUUGCAAAUGCUAUCACUGAUAUCCCAGUUGUGAUGUUCCAGGUGACCUGCUUCUCGCUCAUCCUUUACUUCAUGUCUGCUCUUCAAAUGAAUGCAGGAAAAUUCUUUACCUUUUGGAUCAUCGUUAUUGUACAGACAUUGUGUUUUGUACAAAUAUUCCGAGCUGUUGGCGCUGUUUGCAAGCAGUUUGGAAAUGCGUCCAAAAUAUCCGGCUUGCUUACCACUGUCUUCUUUGUUUAUGGAGGAUAUCUUAUUCCGUUCCACAAGAUGCAUGUAUGGUUCCGUUGGAUCUUCUACCUCAAUCCUGGAGCAUAUGCCUUCGAAGCACUCAUGGCGAAUGAGUUUGUUGGACGGAAAUUUACUUGCAUAGAGCCCGACUAUCUUCCAUAUGGCACCGGAUACUCCAACUCAGCGUCUCCCCACCGUGGGUGUUCAGUCCUUGGAAGCGACGACGAAGGUAUUAUUGAUGGAGAAAAAUACAUUCAAGAGCAAUAUAGUUAUUCAGUCCAUCACAUCUGGAGAAGUUUUGGUGUUCUCAUUGGGUGUUGGAUUUUCUUCAUCUUUGUGACUUCUUUCGGGCUUGAAUUACGGAACAGCCAAAGUGGAUCAUCUGUUCUGCUUUACAAACGUGGCAGCGAAAAGACUCAUGGAAAGGAAGAACACGAGAAGUCAGAGUCUCCAAAGAAGGCAGAUGCUGGAGCACUUCUAGGCUCGGUCAAGCAAUCGACCUUUACAUGGAAGGAUCUUGACUACCAUGUGCCUUUCCACGGCGAGAAAAAACAGCUUCUAAACAAGGUAUUUGGAUUUGUCCAACCCGGAAAUCUGGUGGCCCUUAUGGGAGCUUCUGGAGCUGGAAAAACAACAUUGUUGGAUGUGCUUGCUCAGCGCAAAGAUAGCGGAGAGAUCUAUGGAUCGGUCUUGAUUGAUGGCCGCCCAGUUGGAAUUAGCUUUCAGCGCACUACGGGUUACUGUGAACAAAUGGAUGUGCACCUCGAGACAGCCACUGUCAAGGAGGCAUUGGACUUUUCGGCCGUUCUUCGCCAGCCAUCUACGGUUUCGCACGAUGAAAAGAUCGCCUACGUCGAACAUAUCAUCGACCUUUUGGAGUUGCGUGAUAUCAGUGAGGCACUUAUCGGAGUGCCGGGAGCUGGACUCAGCAUUGAACAGCGGAAACGCGUGACCCUCGGCGUUGAGCUUGUUGCUAAGCCCACAUUGCUCUUCUUGGAUGAGCCUACCUCCGGCCUUGAUGGGCAAAGUGCGUUUAACAUUGUGCGUUUCCUUCGCAAGCUGGUUGAUGGCGGCCAAGCCGUGUUGUGUACAAUCCACCAACCAUCUGCUGUGCUAUUCGACGCAUUUGACGGUCUUCUCUUGCUAGCUAAGGGCGGAAAAAUGACAUAUUUCGGAGAAACUGGCAAGGACUCAACCAAAAUCUUGGACUACUUCGCUCGGAAUGGAGCUCCGUGCCCUCCAGAUGCCAAUCCAGCAGAGCACAUCAUUGAUGUUGUUCAAGGAGGUGGUACUACGGACAAAACGGAUUGGAUAGAAGUCUGGAACCAGUCAGAAGAGCGCAAACAGGCACUCUUCCAGCUUGAUGCACUUAACGAGUCCAGCAAAAAUAAUUCCGACUAUGUCGAAGAUACUGCUGACUUUGCCACCUCGCACUGGUUCCAAUUCAAGAUGGUCUCUAAGCGUCUCAGUAUUCAUAUUUGGCGCUCACCAGACUACAUGUGGAACAAGAUAAUUCUCCAUAUUUUCGCGGCACUCUUCAGCGGCUUUACCUUCUGGAAGAUUGGGAACGGCACUUUCGACCUUCAGUUGAGACUUUUUGCGAUUUUCAACUUCAUCUUCGUCGCCCCGGGCUGCAUCAAUCAGAUGCAGCCCUUCUUCCUGCAUAGUCGUGAUAUUUUUGAGACCCGAGAGAAAAAGUCCAAAACCUACCACUGGAGCGCCUUCAUUGGAGCGCAGACUCUGACGGAGAUUCCGUACCUUAUCAUCUGCGCCACACUCUACUUUGCAUGCUGGUACUUUACUGCGGGGCUUCCGUUGGAGGCUAGUGUUUCCGGACAUGUCUAUCUUCAGAUGAUUUUCUAUGAGCUCCUAUACACUUCUAUUGGUCAGGCAAUUGCGGCAUAUGCACCUAACGAGUAUUUUGCGGCUGUGAUGAAUCCCGUCGUGAUCGGUGCUGGCCUGAUUAGUUUCUGUGGCGUGGUGGUUCCUUACUCCCUCAUGCAACCAUUUUGGCGAUACUGGAUUUACUACCUGGAUCCUUUCAACUACUUGGUUGGUGGACUGUUUGGUGAAGUGGUCUGGGAUGUCAAGGUCAAGUGUGAACCAUCGGAGUUUGUGGAGUUCACUGCGCCGUCGGGUCAGACCUGCGGCCAAUACAUGACUGAUUUUCUAGCCGCGCAAACUGGUUAUCUAGCUGAUGGAAACUCGACUGGGACAUGUUUGUUCUGUCCGUAUUCUGAAGGUUCUGAUUACGCGAAAACGUUCAAUCUUCAAGAAAAAUACUAUUCAUGGAGAGAUGUGGACCGGUAUCACCGCACUAUUCUGCAUCUCAUCGUAUGCCUUGGUCUUCUUGAUGAUGAAGCUCAGGAGCAAGAAGACGAAGAGUGCCCGUUCUGA
This is a messenger RNA of Penicillium griseofulvum, 3912 nucleotides long. RefSeq names its product putative ABC multidrug transporter. The coding region runs from base 1 to 3912 and encodes 1303 amino acids. The transcript is spliced from 13 exons. The record is from RefSeq and is a predicted model, not a curated record. Gene Ontology annotation, biological process: transmembrane transport. Gene Ontology annotation, cellular component: membrane. Gene Ontology annotation, molecular function: ATP binding; ABC-type transporter activity; ATP hydrolysis activity. Lineage: Eukaryota; Fungi; Ascomycota; Eurotiomycetes; Eurotiales; Aspergillaceae.